This is a messenger RNA of Pangasianodon hypophthalmus (striped catfish), 2790 nucleotides long. RefSeq names its product family with sequence similarity 174 member C (gene fam174c). The coding region runs from base 170 to 559 and encodes 129 amino acids. Gene Ontology annotation, cellular component: extracellular region. NCBI's taxonomy places the organism in Eukaryota, Metazoa, Chordata, Actinopteri, Siluriformes, Pangasiidae. The transcript is spliced from 4 exons. The record is from RefSeq and is a predicted model, not a curated record.
AAAGUGAUGUCGUCAUCAUUCGGAAACAGGAAGUACCGUGACAGCGUUAGAGACAGAUAGCUAACCGGACUUUAAGUUGUUGUUAAACCGGUUCCAUUCAAAACGGCAAGACGACAAUUUUUCCUUGUACAUAUACGUGUGCGUACAUUUCCGUAUAAAAGGAGUCGCAAUGAAAGAGAUAGCUUUCGUUUUGGUUUAUUGUUUACUGACCAUUUCUUUGGUCGAAGGCGAUUUGAGUACCAAAGCGGCGGAAGAUGGAAACGGUACCGUUAUCGUCGCUACGCACAAACCCGCGAGCACUAAACACUCCGGGAACUUCACUUUAAACAGUCUGGAACUGGAGGGGUCCAUGAUCCAGAGGGCUUUGUACGUGCUUAUCGGCAUCACUAUUAUAGGAGUGCUUUAUUUCCUUGUUCGAGCGGUUCGUCUGAAGAAAUCUUCCACACCAAGAAAAAAAUAUGGACUUCUAGCAAACUACGACGACACAAUGGAGAUGGCACAGCUGGAAAGUGACGAAGACGACAACACUGUUUAUGAAGCCAAAUCACUGAGAAGAUGAGUCCUGAGGGCCAAGAGGACGCUGAAGCAAUAAAGUGGAACGGACCAAAAAAUGACCAAAAAGACCAUCUCACAGUUUAUUCGUUGGAAAGAUGGACCUCGGGCUGUGGUGUGUUUUGAGUAAUCCUGUUCUCUUUGGUCCUGUUUUAUACUAAAACUGCUUACCACAAGCCCCUCUGCAGCUGUGAAACUGCGGAACGAGUUCCUGGAGAUGCGAUAAUUGUGUUUUGAUUUUUUCCUCACUUUUGCUUUCAAUGAUUUUGUUUUAAUUUUCCUUUUUUUUUAAUGCUAUGACAUGCAUACUAUUUUACCAUGUGUGUUUAAUAUGUGCAUAUUACAGCAUUCUGGAGCAUAUGGUCUAAUGUAACAGAGCUGCACGAUAUUGAUACAAUAUUAUUAUAUUGCUUGUCAGUAUAAUAUCAGUAUUGUAAAAGCGAGUAUUGUGAUAACGGUUAACAAUCAAAACACUGUGCAGCUCUGUGGCAUGUCCUCGAGGCUGCUUUUUCUUGAUUAAAAGCUGGGUUAUACAGGGUUAUUGUGCUGUUCUGGAAAAUGAUGGAAUUUAUAUAUGCACUCAUAUCCAGACCUGAAGAAAAAGUAUGGAAAUUGUAUGGAUUUUUUUUGUUUCAGGUUUGUUUUUGUUACCAGGGUAACAGAUUUGUAAAUCUUUAGUUCUCUGCACUAAAGGAACAUCUCUAAUUCAUAUUACAUUUAAUGUUUUUUUUUCUUUUUCAGUACACAGAAAGGAAAAUUGAACACAGAAAAUCCUGAAAGUUUAUAAUUUAGUAAUGAAGUCUGCAGAAGGUGUAUUAUUUUUUUCAGCUGAAAAUGACAAGAGCCUUCUACACUUGGGGAAAAAAGGGUUAGGGUUGGGAUUUUUUUUUUUUUGCAGCUUCGUUAUAGCUUGUCUAUCAUCUGCAGGAGGCCAUUAGAAGAGAAUGAACCCAAACUGAGAUGCAAAUGUAACUCUAAUUUACCUUCACUACUGAAACAAUGUAGAGGAAAAGCUAUAUGUUGUUAAAAAAAAAAAACAACCCUAAAUGUAAUGCAUUUUCUGCCUGAGUAUAGUAGAAAGAAAACAUUUGGUUGUGUUUAUUUACAUAUUUUAACAUUCCCUUAAAUUAAUUUCGCACACCUCAUUAAAACUUUAAAUUCUUUAUUGCUUGUUCUUCACUAAUGGAAAGGAAGAAAGCGUGUUGAUAAAUUGAAGGCAUGAGAAUUUGGUUUCCUAUUUAAUUUUUUUUUUUUUUAAACUGAACAUUUGCUUUUCCGUGCACUAAGGGUGGCUUCACUAACUCGAACUGAUUUUUUUGGUUGAUCAUGUAAGUGUGCUAGACUUCUGUUUAUUUUCUAUUCAUUUCAUUCAUGCUGUAUCGAAAUGUUCCUCAUCUCUGGUUCCUUCUUUGCUUCACAGUGAACAUGGGUGUAUCUUUUUCUUUCGAGUCGUUGACCAUGAAACAAUACAUUUCUGUCUUUAAUAUUCCUCGGUUUGGUGAAGGUAGCUGUAUUUUUUUUUUUUCCCUUUUAGUCUUGAGUGAAAGUUAGAAGACGAGCUCAAUAUUGAUGCAAGUGUUUAGUGUUUUUCAUGUGGGUGGAUGCAUGAGAAAAAAAAAAAGCUCCAGGUCAAUAUUUGGUGUUUAACAUUCAGAAAUUGUGCCUUUUAAGUGUUUUCUAUUUAGAUGGGCUGUAAUUCAAAGUGAUCUGUGACUCAAAACAUGUUUUCUGCAUUCCUAUAUUGUGAAAGCUUUAAAUUUCUUUGUAAAAAGAGUAAAAAAAAAAAAAAAACAUACUUAAUAUAUUUCUAAAACAACCUUUAAAAAGUUCUAUAAAUGACUGGAAUAUUGAUUGACAUGUUUUUGUCAAUAUUUUGUUAUUAAAGCUUUAAAGAUGAAGCCAAAUUGGGAGGUUAUUGGUCAAAUAUCAUUCACGCUGAUUUGUGCACACUUUUCACACAAACUAAUAGGAAACUAACUAAUGUUCUUACACACACACACACACACACACACACACACACACACACACACACACACACACAAAACACCAUUCCCUCUGAUUGGCUGAAUGUUUACUUCUAUUUGGAGUCCAGUUAUUUGUGCAGUAUAAUUCAUUCAAAUGGAUCCCAUGCUGUGAUGUUUUAGGGGGCUGUGCCUCUGUCGCUCUUAUUGAAGCUCUGCUGUUGACGAUUAACAGCAUUUUCUGGAGGUUUUUUUGAAAUAAAGAGCCUUUAGCUAA